This is a messenger RNA of Camellia sinensis, 6457 nucleotides long. Lineage: Eukaryota; Viridiplantae; Streptophyta; Magnoliopsida; Ericales; Theaceae. The record is from RefSeq and is a predicted model, not a curated record.
AUUCUAGAACUCCCUAGAGUUUGUAGAUACUUGUACAUAAUUGUAGAUAUAUGUAGAUCCUUCUAGAUGUGUAUAUUCUAGAAUAGUUCUAGAAUAAUCUACUAAGAUGUAGUAGGAGGAAGUGUCUAGAACACUCUCCAUCCUCGUAGUUCUAGAAUGAUCAUUGUAGCCUAUAAAAGGGGAGGGCCUCAUUUGCCCAGACCACCCAAGUGAAUCCAAGAGUUGUAAAGCAUUCAAGCAAUACAGUAUAAGCAUUCUCCAAGAGCUCUCUCUAAGUUUCUCUAAGUUUCUCUCGUGUGUGCAAUCUUCUCCUAGCUCUCUUCCAAAGAAGGCUUACUUAGGUGCAAGCAAGGCGUGCAUAAGCAUCUAAGGCCGCACAGUUGGCUUGGAAAAACCAAGGCCGUGACACUUGGUAUCAGAGCCAAGGUUACGAAGGCGUUGUGACUAAGGAAGGAAGAGCGCCAUGUCGGAAGUAAUUCACACCGAAGAGAACCGCGGAAGGGAGGCUGUUGCAAACUUGGGCAAGAAGGCCAAAGACAAAUCACGCGACAUCAUGAGUGCCAUGGAGACCCAAGUGGUCAAGGUUGAAGUGGCUAUGGCCGAUGUCAAGGAGCGGUUGGAUUGGUUGGAACAAGGGAUGGAGCAACUUGACGGCAAGUUGGAAUGCCAAGUUGAGGAAUUGCUUGAGUCCGUGCGGGACACCAUCCGGACCAACCAUGAGACCCACAAGCAAGAAAGCUAUGACUUUGAGGAAUGGAUCCUGAAGGCUAUCUCUUAACUCCAAGACCAAGUCCAAGAGCUAAAGGAAGGCUUGGAGAAGACACGGGCGGACUGGGCUAUGUGCAAGCGAGCAGUAGCCAGUGGUGGCAUUACCACUAAUGCGGGAUUCACUCCAAGGCUUGAGGCACCAAAGCCUAAAGAGUUUGAUGGUAAAAAGGAUGCUAAGGAUCUGGACGACUACAUCUGGCACUUAGAGAGGUACUUUGAAGCCUUGAACUUAAAUGAUGAAAUGGCUAAGGUACGCACUGCUUCUCUCUACCUCACUAAGCUUGCUGGAAUUUGGUGGCGUCGUAAGCAUGCGGAAAUAGAAAAAGGCAUGCACUAUCUCCUCAUGGGAAGAAUUUAAGAAUGAACUCAUGAGGCAAUUCUAUCCCGAAAAUGUGGCACAUGAAGCACGACUGAAAAUGAGGGAGUUGAAGCACACCCGCUCUAUCCGGGACUAUGUCCAAGAAUUCUCCGGGUUAAUGCUUCAAAUUCCCAAUAUGAGUGAUGAUGACUUACUUUUCAACUUCACAGCUGGUCUUAAGCAAUGGGCACAAUUGGAGCUACAACGAAGAGGAGUCAAAGACAUCUCCACUGCACUCACUGUAGCUGAGAUAUUGGUGGAGUCCACAAAGCCGGAACCUUCUAACUCAAAGUCCACCAAGGAUGGUCAAGGCAAAGGUGGGGGAGCAAAGUGGGCUAAAGAGUCAAAAGAUUAUAAAGCUCUAAGGAACAAAGAAGUUGGAGGCAAGCCACCAUUGGGCAAGGAUUGGAAAAAAGAUGCCAAGAAAGACAUCAAGCCCAGGGACAACUGCUUCAUUUGCGAUGGGCCACAUUGGGCACAAGAUUGUCCUAAAAGGAAGAACCUUAGUGCAAUGCUUGAGAAGCAAGAGAUGGAAGAGCAAGCACACAUGGGGUGUGUUCAAUUGCUCAAUGCUCUCAAAGCCAACCCGGUGCCAGCAAACAACAAAGACCGAUCCUUGAUGUAUGUGAAUGUCAAUAUCAAUGGGAAGGCUACCCAAGUGAUGGUGGAUACAGGAGCAUCACACAACUUCAUCAAGGAUGAAGAAGCUAAGCGGUUGGGCCUCAAGGUCGACAAGGGUCAAGGAUGGCUCAAUACGGUGAAUGCUGAGGCGAAGCCACUUAAUGGUGUAGCUGGUGGGUUGGAGCUACAGUUGGGCACUUGGCAUGGAAAGGUAGACUUCUCUGUAGCACAAAUGGAUGACUUCAACAUUGUGCUAGGCAUGGAGUUUCUGCGACAAUUCAAUGUAGUGCCACUACCGCGCUACAACUCCAUGUGCAUUCUUGAGGGUGGACCAUGCAAGGUCUCCACGGUGGCCAAGGCCAGUGCGGACAAGAAGGUACUCUCUGCAAUGCAAGUCAAGAAAGGCUUUAAAAAGGGAGAGACCACCUAUCUAGCUAUCCUCCAAGGCGAUGGGGAAGAAAAGGAAGAUGCUCCAGAAAAGGAAGAUGCUCCAAUGGAGACACCAAAGGAGAUUAACAAGGUGCUUGAAGAGUACAAAGAUAUUAUGCCACCCGAGUUGCCUAAGAGACUUCCACCUAGGAGGGAGGUGGACCACAAGAUUGAGAUGGAGCCAGGCGCCAAGCCACCAGCAAUGGCACCAUACCGAAUGUCUCCACCGGAGUUGGAGGAACUACGGAGACAACUAAAAGACUUGCUGGAUGCGGGCUUCAUCCAACCAUCAAAGGCACCAUAUGGAGCACCGAUGUUGUUUCAAAAGAAGCACGAUGGAUCAUUGCGGCUAUGCAUCGACUACUGGGCUCUCAACAAGGUAGCAAUCAAAAACAAAUACCCCAUUCCUUUGAUUGCCGAUCUAUUUGAUCAAUUGGGGCAUGCGAAGUUCUUUUCUAAGCUUGACCUAAGGUCGGGGUACUAUCAAGUGCGGAUUGCAGAAGGUAAUGAGCCAAAGACUGCUUGUGUGACUCGCUAUGGCUCAUAUGAAUUCUUAGUAAUGCCCUUUGGCCUCACCAACGCACCCGCCACAUUUUGCACAUUGAUGAACAAGAUCUUCCAUCCCUACUUGGACUAGUUCGUAGUGGUCUAUUUAGAUGACAUAGUCAUCUAUAGCACCACCCUUGAGGAACAUGUCGAGCACCUACGGACCGUCUUCAAGACGCUGAGGGAGAAUGAGUUAUAUGUCAAGAAAGAAAAAUGUUCAUUUGCGAAAGAAAAAGUCUCAUUCCUCGGCCACAAGAUAAAGGGAGGCAAGCUUAGUAUAGAAGAAGACAAGGUGAAGGUUAUCAAAGAAUGGGAACCGCCCACCAAGGUAACAGAACUACGGUCUUUUCUUGGGCUUGUCAACUACUACUGGCGGUCUAUCAAGGGCUAUUCAGCGAUAACAGCCCCUCUCACUGACAUGCUCAAGAAAGGCAAGGCAUGGGAAUGAAUGGGGAAAUGCCAAGAUGCUUUCGACAAGCUAAAGGAGGCAAUAACGAAGGAACCAGUCUUGGCUCUACCAUAUUAUGCCAAAUCAUAUGAGGUACACACUGAUGCAUCAGACUUUUCCAUUGGAGGUGUUUUGAUGCAGGAUGGAUAUCCUAUUGCCUACGAAAGUCGGAAGCUCAAUGACACGGAGCGGCGCUAUACGGUCGAAGAAAAGGAAAUGGCGGCCAUCAUACACUGUCUACGGACUUGGUGGCACUACUUACUUGGUUCCAAGUUUGUGGUGAAAACCAACAAUUUCCAGACUCAACGGAAGCUAAGUCCGAAGCAAGCAUGGUGGCAAGACUUCUUGGCCGAAUUCGACUAUGUCAUGGAGUACAAGCCCAGCAAGGCAAACCUUGUAGUGGAUGCGUUAAGCAGGAAGGCUGAGCUAGCUACCAUUGUGAAGCUAAAAGGGGAGUUGCUAACUCUAAUCAAAGAAGGCAUGGAGCACGACAACCUGGCUAAGAGCUUGGUAGCAAAGGCCAAAGAGGGAAAAACUAAGUGGUUUUGGGAAGAAGAUGUCAUCCUUUACACAAAGGGGCGAUGAGUUUAUGUUCCAAAGUGGGGAAACCAAUGGAGGAAUCUUAUCAAGGAAUGCCAUGACACCCAAUGGGCUGGCCAUCCGGGACAAAAACAUACUCAGGCACUAUUGGAGUCAACCUACUAUUGGCCACAAAUGCGGGAUGAGGUAGAGCAAUAUGUAAAGACUUGUCUUGUGUGCCAACAAGAUAAGGUGGAGAAUCAAAGUCUAGCAAGGUUAUUGGAGCCACUCCCCAUACCUAGCAAACCGUGGGAAAGCAUUAGUAUGGACUUCAUAGUGGCACUGCCCAAGUCUGAAGGGUGCAAGAGUAUUCUAGUGGUGGUAGACCACUUCUCCAAGUAUGCUACGUUCAUAGUCGAGGAGACAACCAAGCUGUUCUUCAAGCAUGUGGUGAAGUACUAGGGCUUGCCACAGUCCAUCAUUAGUGACCGAGAUUCAAGGCUUACGAGCAAGUUUUGGACCGAGUUGUUCAAACUAAUGGGAUCAGCACUCCAUUUCUCUACUAGCUUCCACCCUCAAACAGAUGGACAAACCGAAAAGGUGAAUGCGUUGUUGGAGCUAUACUUGAGGCAUUUUGUAAAUGCCAACCAGCGUGAUUGGGCUAAGUUGCUUGAUAUAGCCCAAUUCUCCUAUAAUUUGCAACGGAGUGAGGCAACUAAUCGGAGUCCGUUUGAGCUAGCCACGGGGCAACAACCACUCACUCCCCACUCUUUGGUGACCAACUCAACAAGGAGUCCAUCGGCCUACAAGGUUGCUAAACACUUGGAAUGAACAAGUAGAUGUGGCACGAUCUUACCUUGACAAGGCAACAAAGAAGAUGAAGAAGUGGGCGGAUGAGAAGAGGCGGCACCGGUAGUUCAAUAUUGGUGACUUGGUUAUGGUAAAGAUUUUGUCUAGCCAAAACAAGUUCAUCCGAGGCCUACACAAGGGGCUUGUACGCCGUUAUGAUGGGCCAUAUCAAAUAACCAAGAAGGUGGGUAAGGUUGCUUACAAACUUGACUUACCCCCACAUCUCAAACUUCACCCAGUCUUCCAUGUGAGCUGCUUAAAGCCCUACUACAAAGACGAGGAAGACCCGGAUAGAGGCAAGUCAAAGAGGGCACCAUUGGGCAUCACAGCAACUUAUGACAAGAAGGUAGAGUUUGUCUUAGCAGACCGAGUGGUCUGACGACAAAACUAUGCCCCAAGUCAUGAGCACUUGGUGAAAUAGAAGGGCUUGCCUGAUUGUGAAGCAAGUUGGGAACCGGCAGAGGCAUUAUGGCAGUUCCAAGAAAAGAUACAACAGUUUCAUGAAGAAGAUGCGACGAGGGCGUCGCCGCAUUAAGUGGGGGAGAAUGUCACAGACUGAUAAACUUUGAAGCUGUCCCUUACUAAGAAAGCCUUGGGAGGUUCUGGAGAUCACUGGAACAUUCUAGAACUCCCUAGAGUUUGUAGAUACUUGUACAUAAUUGUAGAUAUAUGUAGAUCCUUGUAGAUGUGUAUAUUCUAGAAUAGUUCUAGAAUAAUCUACUAAGAUGUAGUAGGAGCAAGUGUCUAGAACACUCUCCAUCCUUGUAGUUCUAGAAUGAUCAUUGUAGCCUAUAAAAGGGGAGGGCCUCAUUUGCCCAGACCACCCAAGUGAAUCCAAGAGUUGUAAAGCAUUCAAGCAAUAUAAUACAAGCAUUCUCCAAGAGCUCUCUCUAAGUUUCUCUAAGUUUCCCUCGUGUGUGCAAUCUUCUCCUAGCUCUCUUCCAAAGAAGGCUUACUUAGGUGCAAGCAAGGCGUGAAUAAGCAUCUAAGGCCGCACGGUUGGCUUGGAAAAACCAAUGCCGUGACACUUGGCUCCUUAAUAGGCAUGGCAUUACCAGCUUAACCGAAAAGGGUUGAAAGCAAUGCAAAUCUACAUGUCCCAACAUGAAAAUACUAGUUUGGCAUGUGCCCUUGGGUUACAGUUAAAAUUGCAUGAGUUCCUUGUCAUGGCAUGAGAACUUACUUGAAGCUUUUUGAUAGGGUAGGCAUGGACGAUGGGCUUAAAUGGUACUUGAAAUUUUAGUUUGUUUAUGUGUGGAGGAGGAUUAUAAGAUAGAUAUAUUGAUAACAUCAUAUUCCUUAAGUUCUUUGCAUGGGGUUCUAUCAAAUGCUUACUAAAUCACCAUUCACCAGGCCUUAAGACUAUCUUUGUUCUUCUUCUUUGAAAAUGUUCAGUUGCUGUGAUAAGAUGGAAAGUUAGGCAAGUUUCCAUUGUAAUUUUGUGAAGUGUUCUUUUUGUUACUUCAUAUAUAUAUAUAUAUAUAUUCUUUUGGGUUUUUAGGGUUAUUAUAAGGGAUGGCAAAAAUGACCAGAGUUGAUUGUAUUUGACCCAACUUGACUGUAAUAAAAAAGUUUCGGAAAGCAUUGAUAGGGUAGGGUUGAGUAUAGGGGGGCCACGGUAAAGUAUGAAAUUGUAUUACUAAAAUAAUUGAGCUUAAAAUCAAGAAUUCAAGCACAAAACCUAAAAAACCCUGACCCGUUACCAUCCCUUUAUGUUAAUUAUUAGACUGAAUCCAUCAUAUAGUCCACGUUUUAUGUUUACUCAACCAAGUUCACUAUAUAUGUUCUUGAUUAAGUCUAGGCUAUUGGUUUCUCAUGUCAUUAAUUCUCUGUCCUUUUAUUCAAAUAAUGAAGAUUUGAUUGAAGAAUUAUGGAGGUGUUCAAUUUAAAUAUUCAAAUUGCAUAGGAAAGUGUUGAUG